Molecule: messenger RNA, 1419 nt
Organism: Acytostelium subglobosum LB1
Lineage: Eukaryota; Evosea; Eumycetozoa; Acytosteliales; Acytosteliaceae
Exons: 3
Coding region: 1-1419 (472 amino acids)
Source: RefSeq, a predicted model, not a curated record
AUGUUCAAAUCAUUCGUUAAGAAGUUUGAGGAGACCACUGGCUCAUUAAAGGACACAUUGUUCAAUAAGCCAGCUGAAUCAGGUGCACCUCAAUCCAAUACAACAGCAACAACACCAACAGCAACAUCAGCGGCCACUACUACCAAUGCGACAGCGACUCCAACAUCAGUUUCCGCGACUACAACCUCACCAACAACUCCACAAGAUACGACGACGACGACAACAACCGCAACAUCACCAUUGAAUACAUUGUCCAAUAAUAUACAACCAGUAGUUGAUGCAUUCAAGGACAAUGUAGUACAGCCAAUGACAGCAGUGACAGAGUCGAUCAAGGACUCGAUUAAACGUGACUUCCCGGAGAGUUUGAAGGAAGCCGGCAAGGAUAUACCAGUGGCCAUCCAGGCAUUCUCUAGCAACGUCUCCACCGUCACUAACACAAUCAGCAACACUGUGAGCAGCACCGUCAGCAACACAAUGAGCAACACGAUCAACACAACAGUGCACCUGCCAUCGGUGGCCCAGCUCAAGGAGUCACUACAGGACGUGGACCUCUACAAUGGAUCACUACUGUUGCGCUCCUACGAGAUCAAGCUGAAGCAGGUCAGAACAAAUGGCACCAUCCUGGCUGAGCGCGCCGAUGACUGUGACAAGAAGAUCGGACCACUCGUUCGCACAUGCAUUGCCCAUGCCGAGUUCUGGAAGAAGGCACAUAUCGAGUUGGCGCACCUCGAUGAGAUGAACUCAAUGAUCGAGACAAUCGGUUUAUCAUUAGACUCAAUAGUUUCAAAGAUUGAAUCACUAGAGGUUGGUCUAUCGAUUGAGAUUGACAACUAUCUUGACAAUGAGAUGGGCAAGUGGAAGGACAAGAAGGAGUUGGAGGUCACUAGAUAUGAACAGGUGAAGAAGGCUGAGCUGCCGAGGCUCGAGGAGGAGUUGUCCACCGCCUUCAACAGACACGAGAGGGAGAAGGCCAUCUUGGAGAGACAGGCUCAGAUCGAUCAGGAGCGUUUGGCUCGCAAGCGACAGGACGAAGAGCUGCAAAAGAAGAUACAGGAGGAUGCCAAACUGCGAACAAACCUCGACAAGACCAUUCAACAGCAGUUGAACGACUACAAGACAAGUGGAAUACUCCCACCAACUGUUGUGCCACCCAAAGUUGAUGAUGGUCCAGCCAUCGUAUCGAUUGAACAAGUGGUCAUUGAUGAGAACAAAGAUGAUCUUGAGAAGUUCCUGGCUCCAACUCCACCACAAACACCUCUAAUGCCUGCUGUACAACCCGUUGUUGUUUCUACACCAGAUGCUGUUGUUGUUGAAGAGGAACAGCUGCAGCAGGAUCAACCAAAGGAUCAGGAUAUUGCAAAAAUAGACAAGAUAGAACAAGAUGUUGUGGAGAAUGAUGGAACGACACCAGCCAAUUGA